This is a messenger RNA of Vollenhovia emeryi, 1809 nucleotides long. RefSeq names its product zinc finger CCCH domain-containing protein 10-like. Lineage: Eukaryota; Metazoa; Arthropoda; Insecta; Hymenoptera; Formicidae. Bases 172 to 1572 code for a protein of 466 amino acids. Gene Ontology annotation, molecular function: metal ion binding. The transcript is spliced from 4 exons. The record is from RefSeq and is a predicted model, not a curated record.
CGCGUCGCCUGACACUCGUCCACCCCGACGAUCGCUUCUGUGCCUCCAUACAACAACCAUAUCAUCACUGCGCACAGGGCGCGCGUAUUAGCUGCGCUUAGCUGGUUCAUCGAUCGAUCGUCGAGGAUACAGCGAUAACGACGCCGGCGUGCGAAUCGCUAUGUGCCACCGAUGAAAAAACUGAAAGUAAAGUUGGAAAACAGCGAGACGACGGGGACGUCAACGGCGACGGCGACGGUGACGACGACGACAACGACGGCGACGGCGACGGCAACGGCGGGGCAGCAUCAGCAGGCGGUCGAGAUGGCGGGCGGAUUGAAUGCGAACGCGACUGACACCACUGACUCCGCGAACCGGAUCUGCCGAGACUUUUUGAGAAAUGUUUGCCACCGUGGGAAGCGUUGCAAGUAUCUUCAUGAGCGUUCCGAGGACGAUCCUGUGGAGGAAUAUACCUUCUGCCACGACUUCCAGAACGGUCAAUGUAAGUGGUUGGAAUGCAAGUUUCUCCAUUGCACGGAGAGCGAAGAGAAGCGUUUCAGAGCUACCGGCGAACUGCCGCCCCACGUUCUCAAUCGAUCCAAGAUUUGCAACAACGACAAGCCGGAUCAUCCGUUGUGCAAAGACUUUAUGAAGGGGAGCUGCCAGAGGGUCAACUGCAAGUUCAGGCAUUGGAAGAAGGAGGAGCCGCAGCACAAUCUCAUGUCGCCGUCCCAUCACAACGCAUCCAGACCGCAACUCAACUUCAACGGCACCAGCAACGGCGGUGGUGUCGCCGGCGACGGACGCAGAUACGAGGAGGACAGAAACUUUCACUGGCAAAUGCAGGAUCAUAACAAUUUGGUCGCUAAUAACGGCGGUUACAACACGUCGCAUCCAGCUGAUUAUAUCGGACCGCCAGAACCAAAGAGGCGAUUAGUAUCGGGUGAAACGGUUGUACACUUCGAAGCCUCUACGAUCGUGGGUCAGCAGCACGCGACUCAACCGACGGUCACGCCGAGCUAUUAUUACCCCGUAAUACCGCGUAACGAGGCACGAGCCAUUGUUCUGGAGGAUGAAAAUGUACUACUGAGGAAGAAGAUAGAAGAGUUAAAGAAACAGGUUAGCGACCUGACGGCGACAAAUGAGUUUCUGUUGGACCAAAACGCCCAGUUAAGAAUGUCGGGCAAACGAACCGCAAACGUGACCGCUGUAACAGUUCCGGCGGUUACGAUUACGAAUACGGUUCCACAGUCACAGGCUCCGACACCUCAACAAAUGGUCAACGCGGCCGUGGCAGCGGGCACCCUCCGAACGGUCACCGCCAGCGUGGCCACUGUCCCCGUGAGCAUCGCGACCGUAGCUCCCGUCUCUAUCGCGGCGGUCUCCAUGGCACCGGUCUCGAUACCACCGCCGAUCGUCACCAUGGCUCAACAAACUAUUUCGAUGAGCGGCUCCGGGCCUCCCCAGCCGACUAAUCAGCAACCACCGAACACUCAGCAACCCGCCAGUUUACCCUUGUCGAUAUCUGGCCCGACCGCACCCCUCGUUUCUUACCCUAUUAUGACGCAAGAACUUAGGCCUGUCUUGCAAUAAGUUGCGUCACAACAAUAGGAACGACACUUUGUAUCUGAUAGGAUAACUAUGUACACACAUAUACCACCUACUCGGCUAUGUAGGCGAAUCAAGGAUCAUAAUGCGCGUCCAUCUUCCUCUACUGUAAAUCGUACUUCUCUUACAAGUACGCUCGAAAGUAUAUACGGAAGAUAGAAACCAGCGGCUGUGGGAUGAUGUAUCACCGUAGUAUAAAUAGACACAUUUGUAUGGAUGUAA